This is a messenger RNA of Hirsutella rhossiliensis, 327 nucleotides long. RefSeq names its product DDE superfamily endonuclease, CENP-B-like protein. The transcript is spliced from 3 exons. Bases 1 to 327 code for a protein of 108 amino acids. NCBI's taxonomy places the organism in Eukaryota, Fungi, Ascomycota, Sordariomycetes, Hypocreales, Ophiocordycipitaceae. The record is from RefSeq and is a predicted model, not a curated record.
AUGAUCAAAAGUUUUGCCCAGGAUAUCGCCAAAAUUGAGGUCGGAAAGGACUGGCCGUAUAGCUUCGUCCGACGUAACAGCGAUGAGCUCGGUUGCACUUGGUUCGACGGUUUUGAUAUCGCAAGAAAGAGAGCAGACAAUGCUUCUAGAUACAGAGCCUACUAUGAGCUUAUUGGCGAGAAAAUCGAGAAAUACGACAUCCUGCCUUGCAACACGUAUAAUGUGGACGAAAAGGGCUUUCUCCUCGGCGUCAUCAAUCGUACCAAGAGAGUAUUCUCUAGGGCCGAUACCGCCAAUUUGUAUGCACACAUUCUCUACGAUAAGUAG